Podarcis lilfordi (Lilford's wall lizard) is the source of this 41326-nucleotide messenger RNA. Lineage: Eukaryota; Metazoa; Chordata; Lepidosauria; Squamata; Lacertidae. The record is from the annotation of a GenBank genome assembly.
AUGAGCGACCGGAGGCCACAAGCCCAAGAUGGCUACUUUUUAGCUUUGUGCCCUGCAUGUUCCUUGGCAAACCAUGGCAAGGGAUACGGAAUGCCACAAGUAGUCAUCGAAGUUGGUGCGUUCCGGCUCUCGCUAUAUGAGCUCCCUCCUUCCCUAGGCAAUGCAAAGAUGCCACCAAAAACAAGGAGAAAAGAAAGCCUAAAAGGGUGAAGAAGGAUUUUCAUUAUGAAGUUAAUUAGCUUCUCUGAGUCAAGCUGCACCUUUUCAAGAGGAGGAAUUAGAGGGAUUUAAUUGCUUUAUCAGCCUUCUCUUUGAUUUUCAGCAAUCAGGCCGAUUCCAUUUAAUUUAACUGCCACAGAUGAGAAGAAAAUUGAUGCACUCACCUGCCUUGGAGCAGAAAAGAGAAAGAGAGAUGGGGGGAGGGGGUGGGGAGGAAGGAAAGGAAAGUCAAGAAAUUGGCAGAUUAAUGAAAACCAACAGCAUUUGCUCCCAAUUGGAACGAUGUGCCUUGCCCCGAGGUGUUGGGAUCUUUGUGUGUGUGUGUGUGUGUGUGUGUGUGUGCUUCUGCAGUGAGGUGCACAGCGAUGCGAGACCCAUCUUAAUGGUAGCAAUGGGGAGAAACAGGGGGCUGCUCUGCCUUCGGGAAGCAAGGGAAUGCAUUCUCAAGGAGGUCGGGGACCAAUUAAUGCACAUAUACAUGGAUGAUGUCAAGGAAGAGCAAAUUAUGGCUCAGGAGCAGGUAGCCUACAAAGUCCUGGCUCAGUCUUGGCAAGUCCUUCCAUUGGGUGAUCAUCCAAUACCAACCAAUGCCAGUUCCAUGCUAUGGAAUCUGUAGGCCUUGCCUAGCUGAAGAACAUUUACCACAGGCUUUCUCCCCAUAAAAAUCUACUUUUAUUUAUACCUACUUAGUGCCUGAUCACCUCAUCUGUCUCCUGAGAAAUCUCUAUAUGGGACAAGAAGCUACAGUUAGAACUGGAUAUGGAACAACUGAUUGAUUCAAAAUUGGGAAAGGAGUACGACAAGGCUGUCUAUUGUCUCCCUGCUUAUUUAACUUAUAUGCAGAAUUCAUCAUAUGAAAGGCUGAGAUGGAUGAAUCCCUAGCCGGAAUUCAGAUUGCCGGAAGAAAUAUCAACAACCUCAGAUAUGCAGAUGACACAACCUUGAUGGCAGAAAGUGAGGAGGAAUUAAAGAACCUUUUAAUGAGGGUGAAAGAGGAGAGCGCAAAAUAUGGUCUGAAGCUCAACAUCAAAAAAACGAAGAUCAUGGCCACUGGUCCCAUCACCUCCUGGCAAAUAGAAAUGGAGGCAGUGAGAGAUUUUACUUUCUUGGGCUCCAUGAUCACUGCAGAUGGUGAGAGCAGCCACGAAAUUAAAAGACGCCUGCUUCUUGGGAGAAAAGCAAUGACAAACCUAGACAGCAUCUUAAAAAGCAGAGACAUCACCUUGCCAACAAAGGUCCGUAUAGUUAAACCUAUGGUUUUCCCAGUAGUGAUGUAUGGAAGUGAGAGCUGGACCAUAAAGAUGGCUGAUUGCCGAAGAAUUGAUGCUUUCGAAUUAUGGUGCUGGAGGAGACUCUUGAGAGUCCCAUGGACUGCAAGAAGAUCAAACCUAUCCAUUCUUAAGGAAAUCAGCCCUGAGUGCUCACUGGAAGGACAGAUCGUGAAGCUGAGGCUCCAAGACUUUGGCCACCUCAUGAGAAGAGAAGACUCCCUGGAAAAGACCCUGAUGUUGGGAAAGAUGGAGGGCACAGGAGAAGGGGACGACAGAGGACGAGGUGGUUGGACAGUGUUCUCGAAGCUACGAACAUGAGUUUGACCAUGCGGGAGGCAGUGGAAGACAGGAGUGCCUGGCGUGCUCUGGUCCAUGGGGUCACGAAGAGUCGGACACGACUAAACGACUAAACAACAACAACUUGGCUGCAUACGCUCAUACAUUUCCAUUCGCAGCAUCAUUGAGGGACUUGGUUCUUUGCUGUUUCCCAGCAUUCUUUGUUUUGAAUAUUCACAGAGGCAUAAGUUGGAGAUUAAUAGGGGUUCUUAUCAUCACAUCUUUAUUAAUUCAUAGAAAUAUUUAUAUACUAUUACUUAAUAAAAUAUAUCAAAGCGGUUUAAAACCAAAGUACAUAAAGCCAUACGGUAAAAAAGCAUGUCAAAAAGAUUAAAAGCCAGCCAGCAAUUAACUAUUGUGGAAAGAUACAUUUUUAAUUGCCUGCACAGGCCUGGUGGAAUAGAAGAGUGUUCAGUAGGCGUUUAAAAGUGGAAACAGAAGACACCUGCUGAAUCUCUACAGGUAUUUACAGUCACCCAUAAUACUGGACCAGUGACACUAAAAGCUCUAUUUCUUGCUUUCAAACGAGUCUCACCAACUUGAGGAAUGACCAACGGACCUCUCAUGAAAACCCUAUUAGAAGAAGAUUAUGUGGGUUGUUUCUCGCAUUCAAACAUACUUUCCCUUGAAUUCAAAUCAUGAUUAAUUUUCCAGAUUUUGAAAAGUGCCCAAGUGUUAAUUAUAAAAGAACAACGCAGGAACCGAGUGUGUUGUGACUUAGAAACAAUUCUGUCCAUGGUACUGUUGACUGGAUUUGUUGUUGUUUGUUUAGUCAUUUAGUCGUGUCCGACUCUUUGUGACCCCCAUGGACCAGAGCACGCCAGGCACUCCUGUCUUCCACUGCCUCCCACAGUUUGGUCAAACUCAUGCUGGUAGCUUCGAGAACACUGUCCAACCAUCUCGUUCUCUGUCGUUCCCUUCUCCUUGUGCCCUCUAUCUUUCCCAACAUCAGGGUCUUUUCCAGAGAGUCUUCUCUUCUCAUGAGGUGGCCAAAGUAUUGGAGCCUCAGCUUCAGGAUCUGUCCUUCCAGUGAGCACUCAGGGCUGAUUUCCUUCAGAAUGGAUAGGUUUGAUCUUCUUGCAGUCCAUGGGACUCUCAAGAGUCUCCUUCAGCACCAUAAUUCAAAAACAUGGCGAUCAGCCUUCUUUAUGGUCCAGCUUUCACUUCCAUACAUCACUCCUGGGAAAACCAUAGCUUUAACUAUACGGACCUUUGUUGGCAUGGUGAUGUCUCUACUUUUUAAGAUGCUGUCUAGGUUUGUCAUUGCUUUCCUCCCAAGAAGCAGGCAUCUUUUAAUUUUGUGACCACUAGUAGUGUAUAAAUUUUGUGACUGUUAGUAGUGUAUAAAUUGAAUCACUUAUGAUUUGAAUCAUAGGGCUGGAAGGCCAUGUGAUCCAGCUCCCCACCUUGCUUGUUUAAUAUCUCAUCUUUUAUUUAUUUAAUAUCCCAACUUUUUCUUCCCUUUCUAUCCAUCCUAGUUUUCCUUCCACCCCUUUUGUAGCAGUAUAUUGGAUGUUGCUUGUAGUAUGUCUUUAUUUUAAAGUUUCUUAAAACAACAACAACAACGGCUCACUAUGUAAAAAGCAUCAGGGAUUUCAGGGUCUCCUGAAAUGUUUUAGGUUUACUUUUUAGGUGCCAAGCAAAGUUCAUCCUGUUCCCACAGUGGUUUUUAGGAUCUUUUUAUUGGCCUUAGGUGCUGUCCUUAUCAGGCUGCUUCUUUUGCCGUUUUAUCUUCUGUAGUUUUUAUGAGUCUUUUUUAUGAUAUAUGUUGUUUAUUAUGUUUUAAUACGGGGUUGUUCUGCAAGUCACUUUGCAGGCACUUGUCAAAAGGCUGGAUAUAAAUCCUAUAAGCAAGCAAAGAAGCAAAUGAACGGGCAAACAAACAAACAAACCAACAAACCAACAAACCAACCAUGGCCUCCAAAAUGGAAUAGCAAAUCCCAGAUUCUUGGUUUACAUUGGUGGCACUAAACUCCAAAGCUUGAGACUUAUCUCAGUUCUCAUGGCUGUAUAAUGUCCGCUUUUGAUAGACAUGUCUGAAAUAAAAACUGAAAAAGUGUCCCAGAUCGAUCAAUAUUUAGCUAAAGGAACUAGAAUUUAGGGGCACGGAGGACCAAGAAGGUAGCUCUUCUCCACGUUCCUCCACGUUGAAAGGGUUAAUUGGGAAUUAUUUCCCCCCAGGACUUCCAAUUAUAAGUCUCCUCCUUGCCAGCCUGCCACCCUCUACUGAGCUCAGGGAAUCAAAGGCUGGUUAUCGUGAAUAUUGAGCUGCUAUAACCUCUGUCCCCUUUUAUUAAAGUGGCACUGCCAUGAAUUUCUCAGUUAAUCACAUGUUGGCUUGCAGAGGUCAGGGAACUAAAGCAGAGCAGAGGAAGGUAAAAUGGUAUUAUGCAAAUGGACUCGGACGGGAGUCCACCCAGGAAGAAGGGGAUAAAGCAAAUAACUCUUCGAGGGAGAGGCGUGAAUCUCUGGCAUAGGUUUGCUCAAGUUCUUCCCGUUGGGAAGAGCAAAAUCAGGAGCGAAACCAGGGCUUUGGGGAAGGCAAGAGAAGACAUCCAAUGGCAUCCUGCAUUUUCUGAUGCUCAGGCUUUGCUCAUCUGCGAGAACAGAAUGGCAGGCAGAGAGCUUUGUGGGCUGAUCAGCUUGCUGGAGGGUGCAGGAUAAAAUUCCUGUGCUGUUGAGGGAAGCUUUUAAUGUUUACUAGAUUAUUGUAUUUUAAUAUUCUGUUGGAAGCCACCCAGAGUGUCUGGGGAAACCCAGCCAGACGGGCGGGGUAUAAAUAAUAAAUUUAAUUAAUAAUAAUAAUAAUAAUAAUAAUAAUAAUAAGAAUAAUAAUAAUAUUUUCAGCUGCUUACACUUUGCACAGAGGGACUUGAAGGCUAUGUCUUCAUCCGCUUGAAUACAGUAUCCCGUUACACAUACCCACUGGAAUUGUGGUGUGUGUGUGUGUGUAUGUCGAGGUUCCAGUUUUCAGCCUCUUGCCUCCCCACCCCUUCAUAGUUAUGGGACAGCAAGCUGGCCAGCUUUUUCAAAAAGCCAGCUCAACGUCAUGUACACGAAGAGCGACGUCUGAGAAGAGUGAAGUCCGAGACGUGGGGUUUUGUGACAAAUAAAAUAAAUCGCAAUAAUGAAUACAUUUCUGUCAUGCCUCCCCCUCAGAAGUCUUUCCCUCCUAAAGUAACUUCAGCUGUUGUAGCCUUUCAACUGCUAUAGCCCCCUGAUCACUUGAUCUGCGCCGUUUCUGACAUGCUUUCCCCCUCAGAUUGGAUGGCUAGAACUCUGUACAAUAUCCCAAGUGUAGCAACACCAUACAUAAAAACACGACGAUGGUCUUAUCAGCAGGAAUGGAAUACUUGUAUUGAAUCUCAUUUUGUCCUCCGUUCAGCCAGUUUGGAGAGAUUCCCUUUGAAGUUCUUCAGUGUCUGCUUGGGCUCCCAUCAUCCUGAAUUACUGGGCGCCAUUUGCAUAUUUGGCCAUUUCACUGUGCACCAAACAUCUCCAGAUCAUUAAUAAUCAAGUUGAAAGCACUGGUCCCAAAAGAUGUUCUGGGGACCACGCCACUUUUGACUUGCCUUCCCUUGUGAGAAAUUCCUCUUUUUUAAAUGUUCUCUGCUUCUUGUUCUUUAAGGUUUUCAUUUAUUUAAGCUGUUAGUUGCUUUUAUCUGCCAAAAGCAACCCAAAGUGACUUACAACCAACCCAACCUAAAUCCAAAAGAGGACUCGCCAUGACUUUUGGCCAUAUUUGGAAGUCCAAAUAUUUUCCUGCUUGCUCACACUUCCAUGACCCAUAGGAGAAAUAUUAAAUGACAUCUUCUAUUCCCUGAAGCUCCUGACAUCCAUCUUGCACAGUCUUCUUAGCAUCUUCAUAAUAAUUAUUUUUAUUGAAUAUUUUCACCGCCCUUGAUCUGCAGAUCACAGGUGGUAUACAAUAUAAAAACACAAAAAUGCAUAUUAUAAAAACAAAUGAAGACAAUACCCGCCUCCCUAGUUUAAAAGGCAAUAGAUUAAUUAUCCAAAGGCCUGGAAGAAGAAGAAUUUUUUGCUUGUGAUGCAUACCCUCCUUCAUUUUUCUGAUGAAAAUAGGGAUGUCCUAUUCAAUAACAAUGGGAUGCGGGUGGCGCUGUGGGUUAAACCACAGAGCCUAGGACUUGCCGAUCAGAAAUUCGGUGGUCCGAAUCCCCACGACGGGGUGAGCUCCCGUUGCUCGGUCCCAGCUCCUGCCCACCUAGCAGUUCGAAAGCACGUCAAAGUGCAAGUAGAUAAAUAGGUACCGCUCCUGCGGGAAGGUAAACGGCGUUUCCGUGCGCUGCUCUGGUUCACCAGAAGCUGCUUAGUCAUGCUGGCCACAUGACCCGGAAGCCGUACGCUGGCUCCCUCGGCCAAUAAAGUGAGAUGAGCGCCGCAACCCCAGAGUCGGUCACGACUGGACCUAAUGGUCAGGGGUCCCUUUACCUUUACUUAUUAUAUAGAACAACUUGAGGAUCUGCAAAACAAAUUAACUAGUCAGCUUCAACCAAUGGAACCUAAUCAAAUCAAGUCUGGGCAGGUGUUCAUUAAGAGAUGGGGGUAAUUUCUAUCUCCAUCACCUGGGCAAGUUAUCAGCUGUGGUCAUGCAGCAAAGUUUAUUGUGAUUCCUCCCUCACCACUGUGUGGACCUUGGGUGUAAGAGGCAAAAGGCACCCCCCCAGGACCCGCAGGCCAUGCCUGACAACAGGGAUGCCCACCAGCCAACACUGCCUCAGGUAAGUGUUCCAUUCUUUCUGAAAUCUUUUCAAAUGCCCAGACUGCAUGCCAGCUAACCAAACUUAAAGAACACCACUCAACAGUGUGGAGCAGGCAAAAAAAGAAGAAAAAAAGAGAGAAGGCCUGGAGCCAAUUAGGGUCUCCCCCCCCCCCCAAAGAAAAAUCCUACUCAGCCCCUGGAAAACAAACAACUAGCCUGUAGGCCCACACUGCAAAAAUCGAAUAAAGAAGAGGGAGGGAAAUAUUAUUUUAUGAUUUAUUAAAUUUCUAUACCACCCUUCUCCCAUAGAUCACAGGGUGGUUCACAGCAUAAAAAUACAAAAUGAAAACAGGCCGGGGAAGAGAGCCUGUGCUUUUUGUUUCCGUUAAAACAUGAUUCUCUGUCGAUAUAGAGAUCGCUCUUCUGCAUUAGGAAGCCACUGGCAGAACUUCUGGUUAGAAGUGUGGUCUUGCAGGCAUAUCAAGUACAUUUUUGGUGGUUAAUGCAUGCUCUUGUGUGUAACAAAUAUUUGUGCAAGCUAUGCGAGCAAUGGUCCAGGGCUCUGCCAACUCCGCUUUAGGAAGGAAGUUAACACUAGAUACCCAUUCAUUCAGCUAGGGAAACCCACCAGAAGAAAUACCUUCAAGCAUUUCUGGUUCUGUAUUUCCAUUCCGGAGCAAUGUAAUAAAGCAUCUUACUAAAUCAGCAAGUUAUUACAGUAGCAAGGGAGUACAAAAUGAUCGCUUGGAUUUAUUUACAAUGUUAUUCCAGGAUAGGAAGGGUGUGGCAAAUUUGUUCAUGGGUUGAAUGGCUCCAUCUGGUACACAGGCUGAGACCCUACCUGCCUGCAGACUGCCUUACCUGAGUGGUGCAUGCUCUAGUUAUCUCCUGCUUGGACUACUGCAAGGAGCUCUAUGUGGGGCUACCCUUGAAGGUGACUUGGAAACUGCAGUUAAUCCAGAAUGCGGCAGCUAGACUGGUGACUGGGAGUGACCGCCGAGACCAUAUAACACCGGUCCUGAAAGACCUACAUUGGCUCCCAGUAUGUUUCCAAGCACAAUUCAAAGUGUUGGUGAUGACCUUUAAAGCCCUAAACGGCCUCGGCUCAGUAUACCUGAAAGAGCGUCUCCACCCCCAUUGUUCUGCCCAGACACUGAGGAACAGCGCCGAGGGCCUUCUGGUGGUUCCUUCACUGCGAGAAGCCAAGUUACAGGGAACCAGGCAGAGGGCCUUCUUGAUAGUGGCUCCCGCCCUGUGGAACGCCCUCCCACCAGAUGCCAAGGAAAUAAACAACUACCUGACUUUUAGAAGAUAUCUGAAGGCAACGCAGUUUAGGGAAGUUUUUAAUGUUUGAUGUUUUCUCGUGUUUUUAAUAUUCUGUUGGGAGCUGCCCAGAGUGGCUGGGGAAACCCAGCCAGAUGAUGGGGUAUAAAUAAUAAAUUAUUAGUAUUAUUAUUGAGUCUGCCCCUCACAACGGUCUCGUGAAGGGCUCAAUCAAUGUCGUUCCUAAGCUUUGGUAGGAAAAGUAAGGUAGAAGGCUUCGCAAAGAGUCUAAAAGUGAAACGAGAAGCCGAAUGGGGUUCUGCCAGGUGGUAGAGUGGUGAGAUGUUGAGGAGAGAAUAAGCACAGCAGGGCCCUCCAGAACAGGCCAUCUAAUUAACUGCUUGCUCUCAUUUUAUUUCCUUCAAUCUUUCCACUCCUGCAUCAUUUGUUCCCUUGUUUAAGUGAAACAGCAAGAUACUUCUCAAAAUUUUAAUUCUGAAGUGCUGCAGUUGAGUCCUGUUGGGCGGGAUGUCCUGGGGGCUUUGUUCUUGAUGGUGUUGAGAGAGCUGGCGUUCCUGGGGUUAUCGAAACUCAACAGGUUUGGGGGAAAUGGAAGAACAAGGAUAUCUGCAAGGGACCCGAAAGGGCAUUUGUGCCGCUCACAACCAUUACAUUAUUUGCCCUCACCCCUGGCCCUGUCAGACUUUGAAUGAUGUUGCCUUUCCAUAGCUGUGUCGCUGCGAUGGUGGUUGCCAUUUUUCUUCGCUACCGAGGCCUUGUAUCGAGGGCAGAAAUCCAGCUUUUUCUGAGGAGAAGCUGAAAUCGUAGGAAAGCAAAAUCUCUUGGAUUUCUGCCUAUGCUCGCAUCUACACCAGAGAUUGAAAGCCCAUUGUUCUCCAGCUAGAUAGCUCAGCUGGUUAGAGCAUGGUGCUGGUAAUGCCAAGGUUGCAGGUUUGAGCUCCACAUGGGACAGCUGCAUAUUCCUGCAUUGCAGGGGGCUGGACUUAGAUGAUCCUCAGGGUCCCUUCCAACUCUACGAUUCUAUGAUUCAGAGAAUCCUGGGAGCAGUAGUUUGUUAAAAGUGCUGGGAAUCAAAGCUCUGCAAGGGGUACACUACAGUUCCCAGGGGACUUUGGGGGAAGUUGUGUGUUUUCAUGUAGCUCAGGCUUCCUCAAACUCAGCCCUCCAGAUGGUUUUUGGUCUACAACUCCCAUGAUCCCUAGCUAGCAGGACCAGGGGUCAGGGACGAUGGGAAUUGUAGUCUCAAAACAUCUGGAGGGCCGAGUUUGGAUCUAAUCCAACCUCCUACAAUGCAGAAAUACACAGCUGUCCCAAACAGGGAUCAAACCUGCAACUUUGGCACCAUCAGCACCAUGCUCUAACCAACUGAGGUAUCCAGGCUCAGGGACUAAACAGAAAUGUGGGGGAGCCCUUUGAAUGUUCAUUGAAUGCUGGGCAGUGGGUUCAAGACUCUUCAGGAGCUGCAAAUAAAGGGAACUUGAAAUGGCUACCAAACCAGCAUGUUUCAACUAGAGUGAACAUGAGAGAGAUCUGCAUUGGCUCCCAGUACGUUUCCAAGCACAAUUCAAAGUGUUGGUGUUGACCUUUAAAGCCCUAAACGGCCUCGGUCCUGUAUACCUGAAGGAGUGUCUCCACCCCCAUUGUUCAGCCUGGACACUGAGAUCCAGCACUGAGGGCCUUCUGGCAGUUCCCUCCCUGUGAGAAGUGUGGUUACAGGGAACCAGGCAGAGGGCCUUCUCAGUAGUGGCGCCCGCCCUGUGGAACACCCUCCCUUCAGAUGUCAAAGAGAUAAACAACUAUCUGACAUUCAGAAGACAUCUGAAGGCAGCCCUGUUCAGGGAAGUUUUUAAUAUUUAACGCUGUAUUGUUUUUAACACUUGAUUGGGAGCCGCCCAGAGUGGCUGGGGAAACCCAGCCAGAUGGGCGGGGUAUAAAUAAUAAAUUAUUAUUAUUAUUAUUAUUAUUAUUAUUAUUAUUAUUAUUAUUUCACUAUGGUAAAGGAUGCGAGAGAGGUUAUCUUGGCCUAGCAAGAUCGCCCCACCUCAAAUUAUUAGUGCCUUAGGUUAAUUUUCUGUUUUCAGGUAGGAAGUCUCUUCCUUUUUUUUUUUUUAAAAUAAUUUUUAUUAACCGGCCAAUCAAAUCAAAUCAAAUCAAAUCAAAUCACAUCACAUAAAUUCCAAAUUACAAAGCCGAAUUUUACAUUUUUUGUUGGGGGGACCCAUAUUUCAAGUUCUGAAGGAGAUUCCAAUGAUCUUCUUGCUGCUGCGUUAAUAUCCACAAAUCUGUCCAAAUAAUGUUCAUAAUUCUAUCCAGUCCUAUCUUGCUGUUCCCACAUCUCGUCUUGUUCGUAUAUUUUUCUUUUUUUCUUUAUGAUCUCUUCUGAUAAUCUCCUUAAGCAGGUAAACACCAGUUAUAAUCCUGUAUGAAUUUUUCCGUUCGUCCAAUCAUCAUGUUGAGAUGGUUUCCAUAUAUCAUCACUUUCAUAAAUAAAAGCACUCUUUCCAUCAUUAGUCUCGCAAAUCUGUCGCCUUCUUUAGUCCCUCUGAGGAGGCUGACCCACAAUAUGAAAACAGAUCUAUUUCUCCUCCCAGACAUAAAUCUUUCGACAGAACUUGCCAAAAUGGUGAUGCUAUUUUUUGCUGCGUCAUUCCAAAGCUCUUAUGCUUUCCACGAUCUCCUUAAAACAUGCUUUGGUUAGAAAAUUAUCUCCACACAGUCUUAAAUCCUCAGCUUAAGUCAUUUAAACGGCAUUUCUGACUUGUGGGGGGGGAUUCUUGGUUAAUCACAUAGAGAAAAGAAAGGAAAGUCCCCCCCCCAUCCAGUCCCUUUGCCGAACAUACCGAGCCUUGGUGUGUCUUCUCAUAAUUUAUGCCUGUUCCUCCGACCCGUCUUGUUUCUCAGAGAUCUCUUCAGUUAGCAGUCUUUACUCCCCAUUCUUCCUUGAAAUAUGUGCAUUAGCUUCCUCCUAAUUGUUUCUUUUGAAGUUGCUGCAGCUAGAGGCGCGAAUCAGAGACAGCGUCCAGGAGCGCCGAAAUCCGCACAAGGGCUUUCUGCCUAGUGCCCCCACCCCCUCAAGUUCGGGGGUGGUAUAGGGCACAGCAGGCAAGGGCAGUCCCCCCCCCACGCUUGGGGGGGGCUGGGAGGCUGUUUACUCCCAUCACAGCCUCUUAAUUACCUCGUGUGGGUCGGAGAGAUGUUAUUGUCAGCCAUCUUCCGAUGCGCCCCUAGUGGCCCCCGGUGGGAAGUCUCUUCCAACCCUACCUGGGACCGUCUGCAUACAAGGCAACCCUCCAACAUUUCUCACAUGAAAAUAGGGACGUCCCAUUCCAUAAUGAUAAUUUUACUAUUUAUACCCCACACAUCUUGCUAGGUUGGGGUUAUGGGAGUUGUAGUCCCAAAACAUCUGGAGGGCCGAGUUUGGGGAUGCCUGGAUUAGAUGAUCCUCAGAGUCCCUUCCAAUUUUACAAUUUCUAGGCACAAGUCCAAGAGGUUUCUGUUUGCCCCACUGCAGAAAACCUGAUUGAUGUUCUGAUUCAUUUUUUAAAAAUAUAAUAUUAUUUUUAUUUUUUCAAAUUAACAAUAAUAAUCAAAUACAACUACAUAUAGUUGUUUGGACUCCUCUCCUCUCCUUCCUUGGUUCCCUAUACAAGCAUUUGCAAAAGUGCAUCUCUUCCUUAACUCCUUUAUUAUACUUUAUACUUCUUCCAAAGUCACCUUUUAACUACAGUGGUUUGUUGUUGUUUAGUCGUUUAGUCGUGUCCGACUUUUUGUGACCCCAUAGACCAGAGCACGCCAGGCACUACUAUCUUCCACUGCCUCCCGCAGUUUGGUCAGACUCAUGUUUGUAGCUUCGAGAACACUGUCCAACCAUCUCAUCCUCUGUCGUCCCCUACUCCUUGUGCCCUCCAGUCUUUCCCAACAUCAGGGUCUUUUCCAGGGAGUCUUCUCUUCUCAUGAGGUGGCCAAAAUAUUGGAGCCUCAGCUUCAGGAUCUGUCCUUCCAGUGAGCACUCAGGGCUGAUUUCCUUCAGAAUGGAUAGGUUUGAUCUUCUUGCAGUCCAUGGGACUCUCAAGAUUCUCCUCCAGCACCAUAAUUCAAAAGCAUCAAUUCUUCGGCGUUCAGCCUUCUUUAUGGUCCAGCUCUCACUUCCAUACAUCACUCCUGGGAAAACCAUAGCUUUAACUAUACAGACCUUUGUUGGCAAGGUGAUGUCUCUACUUUUUAGGAUGCUGUCUAGGUUUGUCAUUGCUUUUCUCCCAAGAAGCAGGUGUCUUUUAAUUUCGUGGCUGCUGUCACCAUCUGCAGUGAUCAUGGAGCCCAAGAAAGUAAAAUCUCUCACUGCCUCCAUUUCUUCCCCUUCUAUUUGCCAGGAGGUGAUGGGCCCAGUGGCCAUGAUCUUCGCUUUUUUGAUGUUGAGCUUCAGACCAUAUUUUGCGCUCUCCUCUUUCACCCUCAAUAAAAGGUUCUUUUAACUACUUUUAACUACUAGCUUUUAAAUUAGCCCUGCUAAUGUAUUUAAUUGUUUUCAAUAUAUAUAUUUUUAAUAAUCCACACAUUUCCUCAUUCCUUGCUGAAAGUUCUUUCUUCGUGAUUUCUCAAUCAUCCCGUGAGUUUUGCCAUUUCCGCAUAGUCCAUUAACUUUGCUUGCCAUUCUUCCUUUGUUGGGGCAGUACCCUCCUUCCACCUCUGGGCAGAUAGCAUUCUGGAGGCUGCAGUUACUUACAUAAACAAUUUUGCCUGGUCUUUCGGUAUAUGCAUUCUGAUUCAGCAGCAAACUGUGGGUUUUCCUGCAUUGGUUGAAAGAACCUCUUGGACCUGGGACUCGAACUCACGGGACAAACGACAGUGUGCCUGAGCCUUCAGUGAAGGAAGUUCUGAGCUUGUGGCCCAAUGGUCUAACUCAGUAUGAGACAGCUUCCUUUGUAUGUAUUUUCUGUCAUGUUUGUUGAAUGGUGCAUGUCUUAAGCCAGGGGUCAGCAAACUUUUUCAGCAGUGGGCCGGUCCACUGUCCCUCAGACCUUGUGGGGGGACGGACUAGAUUUUUUUUUUAAAAAAGAACCAAUUCCUAUGCCCCACAAAUAACCCAGAGAUGCAUUUUAAAUAAAAGCACACAUUCUACUCAUGUAAAAACACCAGGCAGGCCCCACAAAUAACCCAGAGAUGCAUUUUAAAUAACAGGACACAUUCUACAGUGGUACCUCAGGUUAAGUACUUAAUUCGUUCCGGAGGUCUGUACUUAACCUGAAACUGUUCUUAACACGAAGCACCACUUUAGCUAAUGGGGCCUCCCGCUGCCACUGCGCUGGCGGAGCCCGAUUUCUGUUCUUAUCCUGAAGCAAAGUUCUUAACCUGAAGCACUAGUUCUGGGUUAGCGGAGUGUGUAACCUGAAGCGUAUGUAACCUGAAGCGUAUGUAACCCGAGGUACCACUGUACUCAUGUGAAAACACCAGGCAGGCCCCACAAAUAACCCAGAGAUGCAUUUUAAAUAAAAGGACACAUUCUACUCAUGUAAAAACACGCUGAUUCCUGGACCAUUCGCGGGCCGGAUUUAGAAGGCGAUUGGGCCGGAUCCAGCCCCCGGGCCUUAGUUUGCCUACCCAUGUCUUAAGCAAACUUAACAAGUGUUAUAUGGCGAUGCCUUGUGAUAGUGAAGAUGCAAGGAAUGAACUCGUGGAACAGGAAUGACUCUGUGCAUCACGGAUAUUUUGAAAUACCAGAUUCAAGAUGGAGCUUGAAUUGGUGGCAGUAGUUUAAUUGCAGCUUGGGGGUGUGUGUGUGUGCGGCAGGCUGACAUUUUUUAUUUACUUUUGUUAUUCUCAGGACUUCCAAUAUUGUGCUCCUUCAAUGGAACUUUCUCUCUUUCCUCGCCUCCUCUCUUCUCCUCUGCCUUCUACUCUUCUGUCUUGAGUUUGCUGCUUCUUGAUUAAAAUGUUGACUUUAACUUGGAAUUAACCUGAUUAAUGUAAUUGAAAGUAAAAGUCCGCUGCUCAGCACUUUGGGUGAUGAGUGGAGAUGGAUUGAGAAAGAAAGCUUUCAGAUUGAAUAUACUUCUCUCCCCUGGCUGUUAAUUGCUCCGUUUACUGGUACCUGCCUCACUGACCGUCACUGUUUAGUCCAGUUAAUGAUGAUACACAGUCCAUACUUUCCAGAGAUAAUUAAAAAACAUUUCAGCACAUAACGGUACUGCAGGGAGUUUUCCUCUCAGUCACAGGGAAAAAAGACCUCAGAGGGGAGCGGUGCGCUGGGAGGGGAACAUGUGCUGUUGCAAUCUCUGUAGAGUUUCACCCUUUUGGAAAAAAAGAAGCGUCAACUUUAAGUGCUGUUGCUAAUAUCUGUGCAGGUGUCUGUCUUAGGGAAGAGACAGGUAAGGAAUCCGCUCUGGGGAGAAAUGAGAGAGAAGUAAAAACAAAUUAAUGCAGGGUGGAAAGCCCCUCUUCCUAUCGUUGAUACCAGGCAUCCCCAAACUCAGCCCUCAAGAUGUUUUGGGACUACAGUUCCCAUCGUUCCUGACCUGUUACCUAGGGAUGAUGGGAGUUGUAGUGUACUGGGGGUGCCUUCCCUGCUUUUGGGGUUAGGGGUGAGAGUCUUGCUAUAGGGCAGGAGUGGAGAAGCUGCUGUUGGGCUGCAACUCCCAUCAGCUCCAUCCAGCAUGGGUGAGAGUUGAUAUUCAGCAGUAUCUGGAGGGCUACAGCCUCCCUGCUUCAGCUGUAGGGUGUGAGAGUCCUUGGUUGAACUCUUGGAAAGCCCAGCUGGGGCGGGGAUUGAAUGGCUUCUUCCAGUUUCCUAAGAAGAGAGCUUUCCCUUGUUGCAGGAAACCACCACCCCCAUCAUUCAGUUUGUACAAACACCACACACACACACACACACACACACACACACGCACGCACACACAUGACAUAUGCAACGUUUCUGUUAUAAAUUCAUAGUAAAUCAACCAUACAUCUGAUUUACACGGGUCCACUUUUAUUUUACUCCAUGAAGGAAGGACUAUCAAAGGGGGAUGGUUUGAUACAGGACAGCCAUAAUCCCUUAACCAUACCAGCACAUACACAGGAGCCCUACCCAGUUGGCAUGGCAACCUUGAUGGUCCCAGACAGAAGACCAUCCAGGUCACAAAGGACUUGCAUAUGGGAGUGGAUUCAACAUGGACUGGAACAAAGGACAAUGAUCUGAUCUUCCCUCUGGGGGCAGGAAACUGCCAGCUCCCUUUUGUCCUCUGGAAAUGACUCAGGGGGAGGUGCCAGGUGACAAGAUACUCAGGUUACUUCCACAACCCCUCCUUCAACCCCUCCUUUUUUGUGAUGUAGUUGUGAUGUAGUCUUAGCGGUGUAGUUUGGGGGAUUAGUAACUAAUAAAAGUUGGGGUCUUCUUUUGUUCUGGACUUCCAUUUUGCUUCAUCUUGUUGCGGGUGGGAGUCCUGUCACGACAGUAUUCAAUAAAGGCCAAGCUUACAGGCUGCUGUUUUGCUCCAAGUUAUCCUGGUUGGUGUCUUUGUUUUAGUUCAAGGGAGCCCUCAGAUUCCUCCGUUAAUACCCUCUUCCUCCUUAGCCACCCCAACACAGUGCUGCAAUGAGGAAGAAACCGCAUCCACCCUUCUGCUGAUUGACAAAACGUUUGUGAGAAGUGUGAGUGCAAGCGAUGUGUCAUGCAGUCCUUGGAGGGAACCCUCAGUGCCAGAAAAGGUUAGCUUCUUCUGUGCUCUCCUAUCUGAUCACCAUUGGUCUAUUUGCAUGAAAUGCCAUUUGCGUGAAUCUGCACCAUUUAAGGAGGUGCGAGUAUCUAAAACAGGGUCUCCAGCUGUUUUUGGACUAUAGUUCCCAUCAUUCCCGAUCACUGGUUCUGCUAGCUAGGGAUGAUGGAAGUUGUAGUCUAAGAACAACUGGAGAACCAAGUUUGGGAAACCCUGAUCUAAAAGGAUUGAUACAUUAAAGAGCUACAAGUGUUUUCCAUAACUGCAGAAUGAGGCUCACAACUAGGAAAAAGUAUAUACAGUGGUACCUCGGGUUAAGUAUUUAAUUCGUUCAUUUAUUUAAUCAAUUACAUUAUUUCCCCCCCUUUAUUCUCCCCUCAACCCUCCCUCUCCCUCCCACCAAGGACUUCCCUCAGCUCCCCUCCCUGAUUUUUUUACAUAACUUGUUUUCUGCACGUUAUAAAAUUGUACAUACUCUUACUUUAUCUAUCAUAUGUUCAACUAAUAAAUUUGUGAAUGUUUAUUCAAAACCUGCCAAAGCAUCCAGUUCGUUUUGUUGUCUUUUUAAAUACAGUGGUACCUCGGGUUAAGUACUUAAUUUGUUCCGGAGGUCUGUUCUUAACCUGAAACUGUUCUUAACCUGAAGCACCACUUUAGCUAAUGGGGCCUCUUGCUGCUGCCACGCUACCGGAGCACGAUUUCUGUUCUCAUCCUGAAGCAAAGUUCUUAACCCGAGGUAAUAUUUCUGGGUUAGCGGAGUCUGUAACCUGAAGCGUAUGUAACCCGAGGUACCACUGUAAUUGCAUCCCUGAGUCCGUCUUCUGGAAAAUAGGCUUUCACCAUAUCUUUCUUUUUCUCAGUAUGCCAUGCAAACUUUAUUGAAAGGUGAGCAUGAUCUUUGAAUACGAGGCAUAUGUGACAAGCAUUAAAAACUGAAAUUAAAUUAAAGGCAACCACCUUUUUGAUAUGGACACAGCGGCAGAGAUACGGGGGGCAUAUGGGGAACUGCAGCUUUUAAUGGCAUCUUUGUGAUCAGGUUUGUUCACAGGAACCUGAAAAUGAACAGACACCAAAUAAUCUAAAAUAGCUCUAUUUUGUGCAGACUAAAGAUGGCUGCUUACAGUAUUCAUCACAUCAGCCACAGACAGGAAAACUUGUUGGGAGCAAAAAGAGAGUCUUAGUAUUGCUUAGGAAAGCACUCCCAGGCAAGUAGAACCGCUCAGGGUUCGAGUUGGCAAAGUUAGCUCAGUGGGCCGCAGUCGCACUGAGCAAAGAGUCUCAGCUGCUGUCACAUAUAACUACAUCAAGCUGAGGGGCUGGCCCAUUGACUUUUAAUGGAUCCACAGUACAGAAUUGCAAGCUGAAUUUUGGUUCUGCCUCAUACAUUCUUAGCAAAUGCAUGAGUUAAGUUCCAGCAGUAAAGCCUUCAUUGCUGAUGAUAAUGGACAAAGUGUAAAGAAGCCAGCUGGAGCUACUCAUUUCAGGUGCACUGUUUUGUGACACUGCAACCCUGUGGGAGGCAAGGAGGGAAUUAUCUUUUUGGCUGGUGACAGGGUAGCACCACUGGAAGGUUUCCUGAAUGUCCCGGAAGGAAAUCGACCCCGAACCUAUCUUUUCCCAUCCCUGGGCUUCACAGGGACCAACCAUAUUGGCAUCUGCAGGAGAUUGGUCUCUUCAUUUGUUGUUGUUAUUGUUGUUGUUUAGUCAUUUAGUCGUGUCCGACUCUUCGUGACCCCAUAGACCAGAGCACGCCAGGCACUUCUGUCUUCAUUUUUCAAUGCUGCCCAUCUGGUGAUGUCCAUGUGUAGAGUCGUCUCUUGUCUUGUUGGAAAAGUGUGUUUGUGAUGACCAGCUUGUUCUCUUGACAGAACUCUAUUAGCCUUUGUCCUGCUUCGUUUUGAUCUCCAAGGCCAAACUUGCCAGUUGUUCCUUUUAUCUCUUGAUUCCCUACUUUAGCAUUUCAAUCCCCUAUAAUGAGAAGAACAUCCUUCUUUGGUGUCACUUCUAUAAGGUGUUGUAAGUCUUCAUAGACUUGGUCAAUUUCAGUUUCUUCAGCACCAGUAGUUGGUGCAUAAACUUGGAUUACUGUGAUGUUAAAAGGUCUGCCUUGGAGUCGUAUCGAGAUCAUUCUAUCAUUUUUGAGAUUGCAUCCCAGUACAGCUAUCGCCACUCUUUUGUUGACUAUGAGGGCCACUCCAUUUCUUUUACGGGAUUCUUGCCCACAAUAGUAGAUAUACUAUUCAUGGUCUCUUCAUGGUGUCCUACAACUCUUGAAAACAUAAAAGGACCCUAGUGACCACCAAGAAUGGCAAGGCUGGCCAAGAAAACUAUACCCAAAAUUGAUUAUAGUUUCAGCUAGAGGUGUAUAUUAACCCUGAGUGGGGGGCUUAAUAAGGCAAAUUGAGAUGAUUUGGGGGUCCCCCUCCCAAAUCAAAGUACGUCAACAACCCCUCUCUGAGUUGAAACAGGGACAAAGUCUUUAUCUGUUGCUCUAUAUCUGUACUUUUCUGUGUUGAACAGUUUUAUAUUUUCCUGCAUUGCUAUAUUUCUCUAUUUGUCUGAGCUUUGCAAAAUUCAACUUUGAAAUAAGUGGAGCACUGACAAUGUCUGUAUUAUAAUUUUUUUAAUUAAAGCACAGCAGCAUGUUUUUUUUAAAAAAGUAGAAGCUUAAUUUAAGCUUAUUUUAAAAUUCCAGGUUACUCUGCUUUAACAACAACAACAAAAUCAAACACAAGGUCUAACACAGAACACAAAGAAGUAGUGGAGAGGGAAGACUGAUGUAAAGCUGCAAACUUUAAAAUAAAUAUGGGGAAGAAUCAAUUAUCUCUUCAUUAUCAUAAAGCAGGGAAGGGAAAAAGACAGCAUCCCCAUACACAAAGUAUUAGGAAAGUGAAUCUCUUUUACUUUACUUUCCCCACAAAAAGCAGCUGGACCUAUUUGUCUGCAAUUUGGCAGGCUUAAUCCACUCUGACGGCAGCUCGUAUGCCUGUAAAUUUCAUCCACUUUGGCCACGAUGGGGAAAAUUAGAGCCAAUGUUAGCUUUCCUAUUAUAGUAAAUGGGGACCAGAGAGAAUUGUUUUCCACAGAGGAGCUUGGAACCCAAACUGCAGAUCAAAGCAAAGUGAGCAUAAAGUGAUCUGGGAGCAGAUUGGAAUGUUUAAAAAUGCACAGAUACAAGGUGAAUCUUGGGACCUGUACACCACCCUAGUUUCAUCUCUCACAACUGCAGUCCAUUUGUCAAGCAGUGACAAGUUUUCCAAGUCGUGGGUAACCAUGUCAAAAGAAGGCUACUGUAGAAUGCAUUUACUAGAACUAGGAUACACAACUUUCUUCUACUACCAGCUCUACUAACAGUGUGCAAAGUAGUGAAAGCUGAAGUGGAGGCUUUUAUGGAAGGUGAUAGACCUCCAAUUUUUCAAUAUUUUCUAGCUCAUUGACACUUAAUUACUUAUUAGAUAAGCAUGGACAACAAGACAAAUGUCGAAAAAUGAACAACAAACCACAAUACACAAAAUCUGAUUAGGAUAAAACAUGCUCUUUACAUCAUAGGCAACUAGAACUAGAGCCAAUCUGUUCCAAGAAAAAAAAUAAAUUGGGAUAGAGUUCUAAAUUUGCAAACUUAGGAGCAAGAAGGGCCAUGGAUAUUCAAUAAUUUACCAUCUAGUUUAAUGUAUGUAAACCUAAAGGAGAGCUUCAAUUAAGUGAAACGUAUCAUAACACUCCAGACUCUAAAGGCUAACUGAAAAUCAACUUUACUCUGUUAUGUAAAAUAAUAAAAACAAGAAGUGGACCCUCAGCUUAUCAUAAAUCUUCCAGUUGCAGCAAGGAUGUAUACUGCUCAUUGUUCAAAACCAACAGAAAUACCUUGUAGACCAUGGGUAGGCAAACUAAGGCCCGGGGGCUGGAUCCGGCCCAAUCGCCUUCUAAAUCUGGCCCAUGGACGGUCCAGGAAUCAGUGUGUUUUUACAUGAGUAGAAUGUGUCCUUUUAUUUAAAAUGCAUCUCUGGGUUAUUUGUGGGGCCUGCCUGGUGUUUUUACAUGAGUAAAGGUAAAGGGACCCUUGACCAUUAGAUCCAGUCGUGGCUGACUCUGGGGUUGUGGCGCUCAUCUCGCUUUAUUGGCCGAGGGAGCUGGCGUACAGCUUCCGGGUCAUGUGGCCAGCAUGACUAAGCCGCUUCUGGCGAACCAGAACAGCGCACGGAAACACCGUUUACCUUCCCACUGGAGCGGUACCUAUUUAUCUACUUGCACUUUGACGUGCUUUCAAACUGCUAGGUUGAGAUGAAGAUGAUGGAUUUUAUGGAGCUAGCCGAUCUAACCGGAAGAGUCCGCGACCAGAAGGAGGAGGAACACCACGAAGAAUGGAAGAAAUUUAAUGAUUAUUUAGCUAAAUUUGUUAAGCUAAAAUAACUGGAAAUAGCCUCCAGAUACUUAAUGGGCUUAGGAUUGUAUUUAUGUUAACUGAUAAAAUAAUAUGUCUAAUACAAGAAGGAGAAGAUUUAAAGAUGUUAAUGUUUAAUUUAAAGGGUAUUAAAAUUGGGAUUUGGAAAACCGUUAUAAGGAUAUGCAAUGAAAUUCAACUAAGGGGAAACGAGGAAGUCGUUUUACAAAGUAAAUAACUGUUAUUUUCAAUAAGGUUAUGAUUUAUGUUUGUUAUGUCUUGUUUGUUUUAUGUUUUUGUUUGUCGUUGAUAUUGUAAAAACUAAUAAAUUUUUUGCAAAAAAACCCACACAAAACUGCUAGGUUGGCAGGAGCAGGGACCGAGCAACGGGAGCUCACCCCGUCGCGGGGAUUUGAACCGCCGACCUUCUGAUCGGCAAGUCCUAGGCUCUGUGGUUUAACCCACAGCGCCACCCGAGUCCUGUUUACAUGAGUAGAAGGUGUGAUUUUAUUUAAAUGCAUCUCUCGGUUAUUUGUGGGGCAUAGGAAUUUGUUCAUUCCCCCCCCCCAAAUAUACUCUGGCUCCCCACAAUGUCUGAGGGACAGUGGAUUGGCCCCCUGCUGAAAAACUUUGCUGACCCCUGGUAUAGAUGGUAUACAGUUACAUUUUAUUGCAAUAGUUUUUUUUAUUGGUUUGAUCUGGUAGGGUAGCUUUGAUUAUUAGCAAAUGCAGUUUUCCAAGCCAUGCAGUCAUGCAUAUCCAUUGACAAUCUGUAAGUCGCAUAACGUCUCGCAGGCCUGAUAGGGUCACGUGCUGCUUUUCAGCCAGGUGUCAAAAUACCUGGGUAGUAGCAAAAUCCGUUCUAGGAUUGCUUUUAUGAAAACCAACAUGCAGCAUUUGCUCCCGCACACCAUAUGCUGAAAAUAUGAAAUCCAUUUCUGCGGAAAGUCCAGAUUUAGUAGAUCUGACUUUCACAUUCACCCGGUGCUAUACCAGCUGCACUGGUUCCCGGUAGAGUGCAGGAUCAGGUUUAAGGUGCUGGUUUUAACCUUUAAAGCCCUAUAUGGCCUAGGACUCUUGUGCCUACGGGACUACCUCUCCUGGUAUGUCCCACAGAGGAAUUUACGGUCUUCAAACAAAAACAUCUUGGAGGUCCCAGGCCACAGAGAGGUUAGGCUGGCCUCAACCAGAGCCAAGGCUUUUUCGGCUGUGGCUCCGAUCUGGUGGAACGCUCAGUCACAAGAGACUAGGGCCCUGCGGGACUUGACAUCUUUCCACAGGGCCUGUAAGACAGAGCUGUUCCACCAGGCCUUUGGUCAGGGCACAGCCUGACUCCCUCCUUUGGCAAUCUUCACAGAACUCUAGCCCAAUGGUUUCCAUCCAUUAGAUUUGAAUUAAUUUUAUAAUGAAUGAUUUUAGAAUGUUGUGCUAUUUUAUUGUUGUUAGCCGCCCUGAGCCCGGCUUCGGCUGGGGAGGGCGGGAUAUAAAUAAAAUUUAUUAUUAUUAUUAUUAUUAUUAUUAUUAUUAUUUAUUAUCUUUGCCAUUAUUUAAAAGCUGAGACCUGAGAUGUAAGUCUGAAAAUUCGGAACUUGCCACUGCGAUAUGAAUAUUGCCGCUUUCAUCGCUGCUCCAGUAUUAAAUACUGAAAUCUCAGUGAUUCCCCGCUCCUCAGAUUCAAAAAUGUGAUAAUUGAAAAGGAAAAAUUGCAUUUGGACAGAGGGAAAAAUGAACACGUGAGAGUGCUGGCUGCCAUUUCUUCUGAGAGAGCCUAAAGAUUACUGGUUCACCCACUUACUAGACCAACUAGAGCUAUGAUCUUUGUAAGUGUCUUUCAUGGGAUCUCAUACCAGCUGUUUCUGUUUCUGUCGGUGUUUGUUAGCUGCCUGGGCUCCUAAUUCUGCUUCAGCUACAAUUGCCAGACAAAAAGGACAUUCAGGCAGUAAUUGUAUUCCAGAAAUACAGCAGACUCGGAAGCAAUUGUUAUUACAAUUGGGGUGGUGGUAGUGGCAUUGUUUUUGUUUGUUACUAUGGUACAUAUUUUUGUGUUUUUCUAUUGCAAACUGCCCUAUGAUCCUUAGAUGAAGUAUCGGAAUUUAAUUAAUUCGUAAUACACAUAAUAAUUGCAACAACAUUUGUGAAUGAAUGGCGAACAACCAUUGUCUUCUCAGGUUGCGUGACUCCACCACCGCCACCAGUUCAGGUUCAAGACCACAAAGAAUUAAUAUUGCUAUUACAGUGGUACCUCGGGUUACAUAUGCUUCAGGUUACAUGCGCUUCAGGUUACAGACUCCGCUAACCCAGAAAUAGUGCUUCAGGUUAAGAACUUUGCUUCAGGAUGAGAACAGAAAUCAGGCUCCGGCGGCACGGCGGCAGCAGGAGGCCCCAUUAGCUAAAGUGGUGCUUCAGGUUAAGAACAGUUUCAGGUUAAGAACGGACCUCCGGAACGAAUUAAGUACUUAACCUGAGGUACCACUGUACUUCUGCCCCACCCUUCCUCCCAAAGGAGUCCAGGGUGGCAAACAACAAAACAGGAAAACAAUACAAUAAAAUGUGAAAUAGAUUUUUUUUAAAAAAACCCUUUGGAAAUUUAUGCAGCGCAUCUUGGGACUCCGGUAGGAUUCCAAACUGCACAACCUAAUUAACAAGGAGGGCUCUGUGUCUGAGCACUGCUCCUUGCGAUGAGCAUGUUCAUGCCCCUGUGAAAUAGUGUGGUCGAUAGCUGGGAAUUACCUGGGGUGGGUUGAAAAGUUGGUUUGGACCAGCCUUCUGCAACAUGCGCUUUAGACUACAACUCCCAUCAUCCCCGACCAGUGGCCAUGUUGGCUGGGGCUGAUGGAACUUGUAGUCCAACAACAUUUUGGAGGGCACCAGUUUGGGGAAAGCUGGUUAAGACACUCUUCACCUACUCCUGCCUGUCUGUAAGUAACCCACAAUGGCCGGGGAGGGCAGGGAGAACUUCUGUAGAUCAGCCCUGGUCUCAACGUGCGACCCUUCAGCUUCCAUUUAAUUCUGCAGACUUCUUUCUGCAUUCCCUUUGCCUGAAUGCUGUGGGACAAUGAGCAGUAAAGGUGACGAGUCCACACUGAGACAGUGACGUGUCCCCCUUGCUGUUACAUAUAAUUAAUAAAUAAAGCACAGGGGGAGUUCUUACCAUGUUGGCUGCUAUGACAGGGGCUGUCUACAGUGCACUUAAGCAUUAAAUGACCAAUUUCUGUCAGACUAACUUCCCAAGCCUUCUCUCUCUCUCUCUCUCUCUCUCUCUCUCUCUCUCUCUCUCUCUCUCUCCUCCUUCUCCUCCUCCUCUUUUCCCCGUUUGCUUUCUCACUUACAGAGCAAGUCUCCUCGCUCUCUGCACUUGGAGUUUUUCAGCAACUGAUGGUUCCUGGUUCAUUUCUGUGGAAUUAAUUGGUCCCUGAAUGAAUUGUUUUGACAGGGCAAUUUAUCAUGUGUUUGGGUUGACAGUGCUGUAUACCGGAGGGGUUCCUGGAGGGGAGGAGGGGAGAUGGGCAGGGCAGUGGAUGCUUGUGCCAGGAGUUUGCAAAGAAAGGAAGGCAUGGGAGGAGGAGGAAGAGGAAGAGGAGGAGGAGAGAAAGGAGGAAAGGCGACAACCGGGAGGCAGUUAAAAAUAGAAAGAGCCACAUUCCGUUCACCAUCUCUUCCCCCACCCCACUCCAUCAUGUUGAACAGAGGAGAGUCUCCUGGUUAUUCUCUCACCCUCUUGGCAAAUGCAGACACUUCCCUUGCCAAGUUCCAGAUUCAAACAUGGACGGGACCCACAAGAGCCGGCAAAAGUUUUCUUGCCUGCCCGGGGUAUAUGUAGUUCUUUCUGGGCCCAAUGUUUGAGUGAGCUCUUAGCAUUCAAGUCACCAAGACCAAUCACGAAGCCCUAAACCCUACAGAGGCAGCCUUGGAUUAGCACACGACUGAGUUACUUCUCAUUUUAGAAGAAUGUGACAAAUUUGACAGCUGUUAUUUGAGUUUGUUUGGCAUGAUAAUCAGGGGCUUAGCAAUGCCAAGAGCAUAAACAGUCAGAUGUACCAUUUUUAGCAUGCAAAACUUGUGAUUUAUCCAGAUUUGGCUUUUUCUGUUACCUAAUGUUUGGAUUCUCAAUAUUCUAAAAUCUGUGGACUUACUGAUCACCCAGCCUUAUUGCCGAUUGACAGACAGACAUACUGACGCAACGAAUACUUGUCACUGACUACAACUUCCCCCCAUCUGGAUGAGUGCAUGUUUUGCUGACUAAUGUACAGAGUUUAUUUUAUCUUCCUUCGUUUGUCUGCAUUGAUAUUCAGCAGCAAGCAUUGCAUGAUGCUGUCAGAAUUCAUCCUCGUCCCCAUGGUGGAAAACAAGACUAAGAAAAAAGCAGUAUGACUAACGAUACUGAUUACAGGGCAACAAUCGAGAGCCCUUUGCAAUAUACCUUGCAUCUUCCUCCCCUUUUGGGGAAAAAAAAUAUAGGUGCAAGGGAUUGAGUAAAUUCUCAAACCUCAAACAAAAAGCUGUCUGCUAUUUCACUGUUCAAGGAAGAUGUUGCAGUGCAGUGGAUGGUAUUCAAUGUUGUUUGUUGUUGUUUAGUCGUUUAGUCGUGUCCGACUCUUUGUGACCCCAUGGACCAGAGCACGCCAGGCACUCCUGUCUUCCACUGCCUCCCGCAGUUUGGUCAAACUCAUGCUGGUAGCUUCAAGAACACUAUCCAACCAUCUCACCCUCUGUCGUCCCCUUCUCCUUGUGCCCUCAAUCUUUCCCAACAUCAGGGUAUUUUCCAGGGAGCCUUCUCUUCUCAUGAGGUGGCCAAAGUAUUGGAGUCUCAGCUUCAGGAUCUGUCCUUCCAGUGAGCACUCGGGGCUGAUUUCCGUAAGAAUGGAUAGGUUUGAUCUUCUUGCAGUCCAUGGGACUCUCAAGAGUCUCCUCCAGCACCAUAAUUCAAAAACAUCAAUUCUUUGGCGAUCAGCCUUCUUUAUGGUCCAGCUCUCACUUCCAUACAUCACUACUGGGAAAACCAUAGCUUUAACUAUACGGAUCUUCAAUAUACGGUAUUCAAUGUUAGUCAUCUGCUAGUAGACCCAUGUAACAAGUCCACUAAUUUCAGCGAGUCUACUCUGUAGACUUUAGGGCUCAUCAUCCACACUUCUGCUGGUUCCAUUCUUAGAAAGCACAUGUCUAGGUGGUUUUUCGUUUCUGCCCCACUUUCCCUGGGAAAACCUGCCAUUUAUCACUGACUCGGAACAAGCUUAAAACCACAGAAAAACCAAUGGAUGCUUGUUCCAUUUCAACGGUAAGCAGGGGGGUUACCCCAGGGGAAAGCAGUGGGCCAAGUAGAAGUGUAGACAUGCCUUAAUGGGUAUCACUCAGACAUGGGUGGUGCUGUGGUCUAAACCACUGAGCCUCUUGGGCUUGCUGAUCAGAAGGUUAGCAGUUUGAAUCCCUGUGACGGGGUGAGCUCCCAUUGCUCUGUCCCAGUUCCUGUAAAUCUAGGAGUUCGAAAGCACACUAGUGCAAGUAGAUAAAUAGGUACCACUGCGGCGGGAAGGUAAAUGUGUUUCCGUGUGCUCUGCUUUCCGUCACGGUUUUCCGUUGCACCAGAAGCGGUUUAGUCAUGCUGGCCACAUGACCUGGAAAGCUGUCUGUGGACAAACGCUGGCUCCCUUGGCCUGAAAGCAAGCUGAGCGCCACAACCCCAUAGUCGCCUUUGACUGGACUUAACCGUCCAGGGGUUCUUUACCUUUACUUCACCUUUUUCCUUCCUCCGCUUCAAAUUGGAUAUGGUGAUUGUACACACUAUUUGAUCACCAAAUGGCAAAUUAUAUUCCAUCCCCUUCCAAAAAUCCCCCUUGGAAUGAUGUAGGGAUAGCUCAGUUGGUAGAGAAUGAGACUUAAUCUCAAGAUUCCUGCAUUGCAUGGGGUUGGACUAGAUGACCUUUGUAGUCCCUUCCAACUCUAUGAUUCUAAGGUGAUUCAGAGGUAUGAAGGGCAGCUCCUGAUAGGAGUGCUGAGGCCAUUUCUGUGAGACAAGAGACAGCGGCUGAAGGUGAAAGGCCAGUUUUGCAUUCAGUUAGAAGUCCUCAUUGGAGAACCUUUGGCCAAGUCUAUUAGUAGACUGCAGGUGGAUUUCAGUAUUACCAUAAUUACUAUGCUGGAGAUGUAAAUAUUAUUCUUUACCACUGAUAUUUAAUCUCUCGUGUUACCUUCUUUUAAAUUAGCAUGAUAUGGCUUAGAACACGAGAAGGCAUUGACAUAUUCUGAAAAUACUCAAAACUUGCAUGUUCUUGCAGAAUUGUCUUUCAUAGAAGACCACAAGUAUUACUUUUUUAAUGCUUGUAAAAUCUUUUAAUCCAUUCAACAUCAUUUGAAUUUUUGAUAUAAUUUUUUAGCAUUUGCUUUUAAGUCAGAUAGAAUGUGCGUUUUAGGGGAUGCGGGUGGCGCAGUGGUCUAAACCACUGAGCCUCUUGGGCUUGCCGAUCAGAAGGUCGGCAGUUCGAAUCCCCGCGAUGGAGUGAACUCCCGUUGCUCAGUCUCAGCUCCUGCCCACCUAAUAGUUUGAAAGCACGCCCCAAAGUGCAAGUAGAUAAAUAGGUACCACUGUGGUGGGAAGGUAAACGGCGUUUCAGUGCGCUGCUCUGGUUUUGGUGUUCCAUUGCGCCAGAAGCGGCUUAGUCAUGCUGGCCACAUGACCUGGAAAAACUGUCUGCGGACAAACGCUGACUCCCUUGGCCUGUAAAGCGAGAUGAGCGCUGCAACCCCAGAGUUGUCUGCGACUGGACUGAACUGUCAGGGGUCCUUUACCUUUUUAGGAUGUUCCUUUAGCCCUAUGAGAUUGCUUUUGUUUUCACUGUGAUCAGAUGGAAUCACAGUGGAUCUCGCUUUCUGGAUUUCAUUGUAUUGUUGUGAGCUGGUUUUUUCAGGAGGUGGUUUAGGCUGUAUGUCUGAGUCCCUUCUCAUUCCUGGAUCCAGCAAGGGUUAAAAUCUAAUGGAGGAUUCAACUAUUGGAAUAGCCAGACCAGCUUCUUGGAAAUAGCCCCCAAGUAUGGGUCAUAAAUAUAAGAAAGAAAGCUGCCCGAGGGGAAAGCCGAAGUUGAGUGUAUGUGAAAUAUACUCGGAGUCGAGAGUGGAUUUCAUGCUCUUUAUUCAGCUCAUAGUAGUGAGGAGGAAUGGAAGUUCCCCCACAAUAUCUGCUUUAUAUACAUUAUUUACACAAUGGGCUGCACGUGAUUGGCUGAUUCCAGAAUUCUCCUAUAGGCCAAUCAGGUUGUGGAUUCGCUUCCACCUGGAGCUGGAUUGGGUGGCUCCUGCGGACCAAUCAUACUGCUGCAUUGUUCUAGGACCAAUCAGACUGCUGCAUUCUGAAUCCUAUUGUUCUAGGACCAAUCAGACUGCUGCAUUUUGGAUCCUAUUCAACUCAGUACAUAACAGUAUGAGAGCAGGAGGAAACCUGAGGGUGAGAGCCAUGCCUGAUUUCUGCUUGAAUCCAAGGCUGUGGCUUUGGGAGAAGCAAGACCUUCUGGGAUGUUAAUGCUGUGAGCCCCUCCAUCUUAGGCUCAGGUUGUGAUUUGUGUAAAUGAACCAUACAUCAUAAAGACAUCAGUGUCUCUGCUGUCCCUCUUUCCAAGGAAACUGGAUAAGUGCCUGUAACCCCUGGAAUCUCUCAUUUCUCGGAUACUGGGGUGGUGUGCAACAGUAUUUUAUGAUAUUGUUUCAAGUUCCCUGUUUUUAACACAGACACACACACCCUUGCCCAAAUAAAUUCUGUUUUAGGGUGACUCAUAAAUAUAGUUAAGAAACCCCACGGUUCUGGUCAGGACUGAUGGUUUUGAACAUGUUAUGUCUGAGGAGAUACGAUAGCAAAUCUUCAAAUAUCUAAAGCACCGUCACAUGGAGGAGGGAACAAGCUUGUUUUCUCCUGCUCUGGAGGGUGGGACUCGAACCAAUGGCUUCAAGUUACAAGAAAGGAGAUCCCAACUAAACAUCAGGAAGAAUUUCCUGACAAUAAGAGUUGUUCAGCAGUGGAACAGUCUCCCUCAGAAAGUGGUGGACUGUCUCCUUCGCUGGAGGUUUUUAAGGAGAGGUUGGGUGGUCACCUGCCAUGGAUGCUUUAGCUGAGAUUCCUGCAUUGCAGGGGCUUGGACUAGAUGACCCUCGGGGUCCCUUCCAACUCUACUAGUCCAUGAUUCCACGAUGUGUUCUGGGUAAAAAUGGAGGCAGCUUGCAAAUGUUGACACAAGCUCUGCUGCCCCCUCUGGUGACUUUGUCUUCUGCAACAAGAGGGGAAGGGCAGCUCCACUCCCCCUCCAAGGGGUGGCAGAGCUACCGGUAUUUAAUGUAAAGUAACUGGAACCGAAGAAUUGAUGAUUUUGAAUUAUGGUGUUGGAGGAGACUCUUGAGAGUCCCAUGGACUGCAAGAAGAUCAAACCUCUCCAUUCUGAAGGAAAUCAGCCCUGAGUGCUCACUGGAAGGACAGAACCUGAAGCUGAGGCUCCAAGACUUUGGCCACCUCAUGAGAAGAGAAGACUCCCUGGAAAAGUCCCUGAUGUUGGGAAAGAUGGAGGGCACAAGGAGAAGGGGACGACAGAGGAUGAGAUGGUUGGAUAGUGUUCUCGAAGCUACCAGCAUGAGUUUGACCAAACUGCAGGAGGCAGUGGAGGACAAGAGUCCCUGACAUGCUCUGGUCCAAGGGAGCAGGAAGAGUCGGACACGACUAAACAACAACAACAACAACAAACAACUGGAACCUCUGCCGCUUCAAAGGAAAGGAGGAAUCUGUCAGUUUCAGUAUCUCUUGUUUCCCAUUUUUGCCAUGUUAAGUUGAGUUAACAUUAAAUAACCAUGGAACAUGAACCUGUAAAGCAGCUUGGUCAGUAUAAUGCUGACGGCACAAGUGAAGACCCUCACUUUAUAUUUUUGGUCAGAGAAGAGCUUUUGGAGGAAUUGGCACUCGGUUAAUAUUCUGUCUGAGCAUUGUGAGCUUGACAAAUUCACCGCCUGAGCUUGGGCAGCCUCUCCAGGUAGAAGCAAGAGGAGUUCCCCGAGUGCAGUGUGCAUAUUAUUGCUUUGGGUUUCCUGCACAAAUUAUCCAUGUCCCCGAAAGCAGGAUAAUAAUAAUAAUAGUAGUAGUAGUAAUAAUAAUAAUUUAUUUAUACCCCGCCCAUCUGGCUGAGUUUCCCCAGCCACUCUGGGCGGCUCCCAAUCAAGUGUUAAAAACAGUACAGCGUUAAAUAUUAAAAACUUCCCUGAACAGGGCUGCCUUCAGAUGUCUUUUAAAUAUAGGAUAGCUGCUUAUUUCCUUCACAUCUGAAGGGAGGGUGUUCCACAGGGUGGGCGCCACUACUGAGAAGGCCCUCUGUCUGGUUCCCUGUAAUCUCACUUCUCGCAAUGAGGGAACCGCCAGAAGGCCUUUGGUGCUGGAUCUCAGUGUCCAGGCUGAACAAUGGGGGUGGAGACGCUCCUUCAGGUAUACAGGACCGAGGCCAUUUAGGGCUUUAAAGGUCAGCACCAACACUUUGAAUUGUGCUCGGAAACGUACUGGGAGAAGUUUCCAGAUGGAAGGAUGGACUCAUUUGCCUAAGAGGGAAAUUCAAGAGUGGCCGUGGGAUCAGUUAAACAGGGAAUGUUCUCCUUUCCCCCCACAACACUGAGGUGUCCCAUUGGACCAAUACUUUCAGGUUGCUUUGCACUUGAUGUGUUCCCAACACACAGAGAGAAAAUUAUAGUUGUGAAGCAUCGCUGUGAAGAACGGCUGCACCAUGACUUGGUCUUCACAGGAACAUACUGUCAAAGCACAGUGAUGGCCACCUUUCAGUCCCUAGGUGCCUCUGGGUCUCUGCCCCUCUGGCUUUGGCUGCCACCCACUUUUUGUGGAGCUGGGUUGUCUCAUUCCAUUUCCACCUGCAACCUUCUGGAAUUCAUCGGGAUGGACAAAUCUGUCAAUUUCCUUUUCUUUCAGUUUCUCAUUUUCCAAAUCUUCAGUUUAGCUAAGCCCAUUUCUGCAGUUUUUGUCUUUCCCGUAAUAUAUGCAUUUCCCCUCACAUCAAGGCUUUUUUAAAAGCUGGCACUCUCCAGAACUCUGGCACCUCUCAGGUGGGCGCCAUUGCCAUUAUAAGAGAACAAGGGAGGCGUUCAGGGUGAGUUCCGGCACUUCUUUUUCUAUAAAAAUAACACUGCCUUAUAUCAAGCAUUUUCCACAUUAUUUUCUGUAAAUAGGUGUGUGCAUGCACACUAUUUGGCUGAAGAACUGCACUUCACAAUUUAUAGAAGGGCGAAUUUUGCAGGAUAGCUGUGUUUCAGUUUGUAUAUUGAUUUGGGCAGCACAGAUGAGUCAGGUUCAUGUUAAACUGUGAAGUGUACAAUUCUUUUUUUACCCCUGCCCCUGUGGUAACAUCAUUGCUGCUCUCCAGUACUGUGAAAAAGACAUGUUCAUCUUCCUCAGCUGUGUUGUGACCAAUGAGUUGGCUUUGAAAAGGAUGCCAUGAUGCAGAAGGUUCUGUUUCCUUGCCGCUCAGAAAAGCCCAGCGGAAUAGGACCAGGCUGCCUAUUGCAUACAAACUGCACUGCGAUCUCCUGCAACACCUCUGUCCUCCCACCCUUCCUCGCACGGGGAGGACAGAUUCUGUUAAGGGAGUCCCCGGGACUAGAGGGCUUUACUGCGUGACUGGCAAGCAUCUUCUGAUAUGCCUAAAUGAGGCCAGCCAAUCGGAGGAGCCCAUUCCGCUGCUCUUGUCAUCUGGCUUUGCUUGCAAAAUAUGCAUUUGAUUGGCAGGUGCAUCAAAGUUCACAGUUUACUGGGUUUUGCAGAAGAGCCGGAUCUGCCAAUUUAGACAGGGGAGUGACACAAAACUUUCCAUCUAAACGGACUAAUUUCACCAUAGGGAAUUUCCCAGCAGAGCGUGCCAAGGCGGGUGCAACCCAGCCUUAUUUUUUAACAAGGGGUGAAUGACAAAUGCAAACGACAGUCUGGGCCUGAGGAACAUCAGCAUUUGACACUUUACACAGGGAGCAUGAAAUAAACAAUAGGCAGAGAAAUUGAAUUAGAAUCGGCUGAGCAUCCGUGGUACGGGUGGGGGUAGGGGGAAGAGAAGGAAGAAAUUAAGGGGAGAGCAGGAAUGGGGAAAGGUGGGUGAAGCUGCCACCAUUUUGAUUUGUACUGCUGGGACUUUCUGUGAUUCCACCUUGAAUUUCCGCUCUAACACAGGUAUGGCUGCCCAAUAAUCCUUUGUUUUAUUAACCGAAAAAAGGGGGUGAAGGAAAGAAAGGGUGCUUCUGGCCCUUAAAUUAUAAGAGUGCUUGAAAAAGGAAGACAAUUUGUCCCUUUCCCCUUUGUUUUUCCUGCCGUUACAUCUAAAUUUGAAAGCACACACCCCGCACUCUGAUAGGCCCCCAGGAAGGCUUGUAACACAAGGCUUGUUGUUUAGUCGUUUAGUCGUGUCCGACUCUUCGUGACCCCAUGGACCAGAGCACACCAGGCACUUCUGUCUUCCACUGCCUCCCGCAGUUUGGUCAAACUCAUGCUGGUAGCUUCGAGAACACUAUCCAACCAUCUCAUCCUCUGUCGUCCCCUUCUCCUUGUGCCCUCCAUCUUUCCUAACAUCAGGGUCUUUUCCAGGGAGUCUUCUCUUCUCAUGAGGUGGCCAAAGUAUUGGAGCCUCAGCUUCACAAUCUGUCCUUCCAGUGAGCACUCAGGGCUGAUUUCCUUAAGGAUGGAUAGAUUUGAUCUUCUUGCAGAAAUAAUACAGACCCUCAAAGUGUCCCUAUUUUCCAGGGACAGUCCCAGAUUUACAGAAGCCAUCCCGGUUUCUGAUUUGAUAGUGGAAUGUCCCGCUUUUCCUUAGGACGUCCCUGUUUCCAUCAGGGAAAAUGUUGGAGGGUAUGCACCCCGCCCCCAGUCAAGGAGAUAAGAAACUAUACAAUCUUUAGAAGACAUCUGAAGGCAGCCAUGUAUAGGGAAGUUUUGUAAUGUUUUAUUAUGUUUUAUACGGCCUUGGCCCAGUAUACCUGAAGGAGCGUCUCCACCCCAUCGUUCAGCCCAGACACUGAAGUCCAGCUCCGAAGGCCUUCUGGCGGUUCCCUCACUGAGAGAAGGGAGGUUACAAGGAACCAGGCAGAGGGCCUUCUUGGUAGUGGCGCCCUCCCUGUGGAACGCCCUCUCAUCAGAUGUCAAGGAAAAUAAACAACUAUCUGACCUUUAGAAGACAUCCUAAGGCAGCCCUUUUUAGGGAAGUUUUUAAUGUUUGAAGUUUUAUUCUGUUUUUAGUGUUCUGUUGGGAGCCACCCAGAGUGGCUGGGGAAACCCAGCCAGAUGGGUGGGGUAUAAAUAAUAAAAUUAUUUAUUAUUAUUAUUAUUUAUUAAUGAUGGAAGUUGCCCAGAGUGGCUGGGGCAGCCCAGUCAGAUGGGCAGGGUAUAUUAAUAUUAAUAUUAUUAGUAAUAAUAAUUUAAUAGGACGUUCCUAUUUUCAUCAGAGAAAUGUUGGACGGUAUGAAGUCAUAGAACUAUGCUCUGUGAUCAACUUUUCAGGCAAAAGGUGAAUUGGGCCUCCCUGGACAGACUAAGCAUAGCGACAGAAAAUGUAUUCCCUGAUGCAAGGAUGGGGAACUUGUGGCCUUUCGGACGACGCUGAACUACAACUCCCACCAACCUUAAACAUUGCCUGUGCUGGCAGGGGCUGAUGGGAGCUGGAGUCGAACAAUGUUGGGAAUGUCACAGGUUCCCCAUCCUUGCAUAUCGCAUCUCUACUACUAGACUAAGAGGUCUAGGUGAGAAAUCCACGUGUCUCUCAGGCCAACACUGAAAAGACAAGCAGCAAGUCAGUGGGAAGGAUUUUCUGCCUCUGUGCAAUAGCAGCAUCACUUCUUUGGAGUACUGUGCUAAGGCUGGCCUUUACUUAGCACCCUGAAAACGUUAUAAUGGCUUAACUACCUGGAGCGAGAUGAAAGCCAGCAUGGGCUGCCAAGUAAACUGGGUUAAAGUCAACAAACGAAAGCACCCAUCAAAUCAGCCCAACAAACAGCUGCUCCUCAUACUGAGCCAUGGCUGAAGCGCUGGAAUUUUACGCCUAUUAAACUGCUCAUACCAAGCAAAUUUGGGUUGGCUGAGUACAACCAAAGCCCUGAUUAGCCAAUCUAUUAAUUUAGGGGUUAACCGUAGAACAAGCCACCAGCUGCUUUUGCUGUGUUGGUUUUUCAUGCACUCCUGAACUUUGAUUUCUGAUUUGCUGCCACGUUUCCCAGAUUCAAACAGCUACCCUUCUUCCUUCCUUCCAGGUGAGGACCCUGGCAUUCCUUCCUUUUGCCAUGAAACUUCCAUGAUUGCCUUGGGUCUGUUGGCUUAGCAUUCAGUCCUGCCUGGAUCCUCAGUGAUAGUUCCAAACCCUUCAAGUGUCCCUAUUUUCCAGGGACAGUCCUGGAUUUACAGAAGCUCUCCCGGUUUCUGAUUUGAUCCCAGAAUGUCCCGCUUUUCCUUAGGACAUCCCUAGUUUCAUCAGAGAAAUAUUGGAGGGUGCGGUAGGACACCCCAAUUUUUACUGGAGAAAUGUUAGAGGGUAUGGAGUUAUGCAACCUGCAAGCCGAGGAGACCUUUAGAAGACAUCUGAAGGCAGCCUUGUAUAGGGAAAUUUGUUUAAUGUUUUGUUAUGUAUUUAUAUAUGUUGGAAGCUGCCCAGAGUGGCUGGGGCAACCUAGUCAGAUGGGCAGGGUAUAAAUAAUAAAAUGAUGAUGAUGAUUGUUGUUAUUGUUGUUGUUGUUAUGGAAUAGGACAUCUCUAUUUUCAUUGGAGAAAUGUUGGAGGGUCUGUAGUUCUGUUUCUGUCCUGAUGCCUUACAGACUUGCGAUCUUGAGUGAUGGGCAUUCAUCCUCAUCCGACAUCAAUUCAAGGAAGGCCUUAGGAUAUGCGGCUACUUUUUAUUUGCUGUAUUUAUGUCCUGCCACGUGACACUCAGGAAGCAUGCAGUGGAUAGCUGUCAAGCGUCCCUUAUUUGGCGGGACAGUCCCUUAUCCCAGCGCUGUUUCCCGCUGCUGUCCCUUAUUGAUGAUGUCCCUUAAAUUUCCCGGGUUUCAAAGGAAGCAGCUCCUCUCCCUCCCUCCCUGCUGGCCAGGGAGGAGGGAGGCUCCAACUGUGUUGCUUGGCUGCGUUGCUCACCCAAUAAGGAGUCUAAGAAUGACUGGGGGGGUGGAGCUUGCAUGCCUUGUGCCGAUCAAAUCGGCCGCGUUGCCUGGGGACUCGUCUUUGCUCAGCGCUUCCCAGCAGAGAGGUGAUGGUGGUUUUCCUAGCUGCAUCCCCUUUGCUGGGUUGCUGCGCUAUGGGAACCACCACUUGAGGCUUCGUUUGGCUGCUGGUUGACUAAAAUCCCUUAUUUUGGCUGCUGAUCCCUUAUUUUCGAGGCUGCUGGUCCCUUAUUUUCAAAUCUGUAAGUUGACAGCUAUGAUGCAGUGUGAGGACAUGGUCUUUUGUAGCCAUGCCUCUGUGUGAGAUUUUACUGUUUGGCUGGGGAUACACAUCCUCUAGACCACUGACAGGUGGCCCUGAAAAUGCCCUGUAAGUACACAAGACAACCUAGAGAAUUCAGGACUUUCUCCCCAGCUGGUUUGGAACAUCAGGCUAACAACUUAUGCCAAAAGGUGGCUGAUGGAAGCCAAUAUUUAACAGUGUUGCCACAGUUUUAGUUAAUCAGAGAAGGGAUGGAAAUCCCCAUAAAGGAGAAUGGAAAUUAGAGCUGAAUGCUUUAAUCAAUGCAUCCAUGUAAUUACUGGCAAAAUUCAUCUGGAACUUAUCUUGUGAUUCAGCAAAUAGGGGUUAUGCCAACUUUUGCAAAGUAGAUUCCUGGUGUCUUUUCAUGCUCAGUGCAUUUUAAACCAUUUAAUUUCCCAAAUAAGAAAGGAUUUGUUGAUAACGUAUAGUGAAGCGAAAGCAUUGCCUUAACUAAAUUGGUUAAUAAGGAAGGUUGGACUUCAGUACUUAUAUAUAUUUAUUUUCCUUGGUUCAUGAAUUCAUUAGUAAGGUAAAGUGAGGUGGUUAAUCAACAAAAAACAAAACAAAGUCCUUGACAGCUCUAGUUUCAAUAUUUACUGCUUGUGUGAACACUUUCCCCCUCUAAGUGUUAAAGGUUAAGAUCAGGCUCUCGUCCAGAAUGAAUUUUAAUGAAUGCAAAAUCUUGUUUCCAAUCUACUGUUCAGUGGAACAAUUGGAUUCUCGACAACUGCAAUUCAUACUACUUUAAAAUAAAGGGUGCAACAUCAUGCUGUUAGUUUGUGAGGGAAGGAAUGCAAAAAUUAAUUUUAUCUGUAUCCAGUAUUUCACAUGGAGAGCUUUCGAUGUGGUGGUAACAUCUUUGAUAGCUAUGGUGGAGUGCCAUUACCAUCUAAAUUUCUUAAUUACAUUUUUGCACCACAGUUUCUGAAAUGAAUGCAGGGUAGCAGGCUCUCUUGCCUCUGUUUCCUCACUACACUCUAAUUGCAUUAGACAGUCAUUUACCAGGUGAGUUUAAUGGCUACCAAGGGAUCAGGGCCAUAGGUACAGAGGGGCUAGCCAGGUUUUUUUGCCUCCAGAGAGGGGCCACUGAAGCUCCCUGCUUGUGUGUAUGCAAAUGUGUGUAAGGUGUGUGCAUGAAACUGGGUCUUUGACACGGGUGAAAUAAAGUCUAGUUUUCUCCCCUGCCAGGGAUUUGCAUCUGUGUGUCCCUAUAUCAGACUGGUUCUUUACAAAUGUGACCCAUUGUAGCUUAUAGCCUCCAUGGGGGCUGGGAGGCUAAUGUGGUCAUGAAGAAUCCUAGACGAUGUGGGUUAAACCACAGAGCCUAGGACUUGCCGAUCAGAAGGUCGGCGGUUCUAAUCCCUGCAACGGGGUGAGCUCCCGUUGCUCGGUCCCUGCUCCUGCCAACCUAGCAGUUCGAAAGCACAUAAAAGUGCAUGUAGAUAAAUAGGUACCGCUCCAGUGGGAAGGUAAACGGCGUUUCCGUGCGCUGCUCUGGUUUGCCAGAAGCGGCUUUGUCAUGCUGGCCACAUGACCCGGAAGCUGUACGCCGGCUCCCUCGGCCAAUAAAGCAAGAUGAGCGCCGCAACCCCAGAGUCGGCCACGACUGGACCUAAUGGUCAGGGGUCCCUUUACCUUUAUCCUUUGCUUUGCUGGUGGCUUUGGAGAGGGGAAGUCAUUGUGGACCCUCUAGAUCAGCCCUUCUCAACCUUGGGUCCCCAGAUGUUUUUGGCCUACAACUCCCAUCAUCCCUAGCUAGCAAGGCCAGAGCUCAGGGAUGAUGGGAGUUGUAGUCCCAAAACAUCUGGGGACCCAAGGUUGAGAAACACAGCUCUAGUUGUUGUUGGGCUACAAUGCCCAUCCCUUGCCCCCUGGCCAUGGUGGCAGAGGCUGUUGGCAAUGGCAACAUUUGCAGAGCACCACAUUGUUGCCUCCCCAGCCUAGGUGAUCUCUUGAAUGAGUUACUGAUUAGCAAGGUUGCCUCUGUAUACAAACUUUCCAACUACCUUUCAGAGGCUUGCUUCCUGGUUAAUGAUGGCUAGGGUGUUGAGUGCAAAACAAGGGGCAGAAACUCUGGGCUUAAUUUUCCUAAACGCAGCAUGGAGCUCAUUUCCAGGUCUGUACUGUGGCAGGAAUAGUGGCAACAAAGGCCUUUUUGUUGCAUUUGCACGACAGAGCUGCGGACGCUCCAAGUCUCCCUAUUUUCCAGGGAUAGCCCCGGAUUUACAGAAGCCAUCCCGGUUUCUGAUUUGAUCCUGGAAUGUCCCGCUUUUUUUUUAGCAUGUCCCUAUUUUCACCAGAUAACUGUUGGAGGGUGUGGAGUUGUGUGACCCCCGAGCCAAGGAGUUAAGUAACUAUACAAAGUUUAGACUCCCUCCUUUCCUUCCCAGCCCUACCUUUGGUCCACCAAUAUUCCAGUCCUCUUGCCUGUGAAACUUUCAUGAAGCAUCUAAAAUAGCACAAAUAGCACUGCCUUAAAUAUAUAUAUAUUACUGCUUAGACCUUCUAGAGUUGGGCUGCCCACCCACUUAAAUUUGUGGUUAAAACUAUGGUUUGUUUUCAACUCAGGAAUUAAUGAACCCAAGCUAGUCAUGUCCAUUAACUUCAGUGGGUCUGCUCAGAGUAAGGGCUUUCCCCCCACAGCUGGAACUCAGUUCCGGCACCUCUCAGGUAGGCACCAUUGCCAUUAUAAGAGAGGCAUUCAUGGUGAGCUCCAGAGCAUCUUUUUCUGCAAAAAUAGCACUGCUCAGAAAAGACUAGCGUUGACUAUCACACUUGUAUUCUCUUGUGCCAAUUUACAGUUCAGGUAGGGAUCAAGUCAGCCUACCUUAACCAAGUGGUGGCUGGUCCUUGUGGUUACUGUAGGGGAUAUCCCUUAACUUGGAGAUCUCAGAGGUGACUCAAUUUAAAAAUAAAAGGCUGGGUUGGGAGGAAGUGAGCAAACAGAGAUAAGCAAGCUAUGGGUCUCUAUGUCACAGGCUGACACAAAAAGAAAUUGGUUGGUUUUGGGUAGAUAAGAAAUAAAAACAAAGAAAUGAAGAAUGGCCAGGUGGAGAUGCAAAAGCUUGGAGGGUGACAUGGACAGAAGGUCCUAGCAGUCGUGGUUCUUCCUUUCUUAGUUUCAUCACUCUGCGCCCUAAAAUGUGUGGAAACAAAAUGGGCAGAAACAUGUGUGAGUAGGAUCCAAAUUAGUUUAGUUCCAAGCAGGCCUUUUUCCCCAGCAGGAGCUCACUGGAGCUCUGGCACCUUUCAGGUGGGCACCAUUGCCAUUCUGAGAUAACAACGGAGGGUCCAUGGCACCUCUUUUUCUAGAAAUAUAGUACUGGUUCCAAGUUGCUAUGUAACUCACAUUUGUCUUUCCGGCACUGUGGUCUAAACCACAGAGCCUAGGGCUUGCCGAUCAGAAGGUUGGCGGUUCGAACCCCCGCGAUGGGGUGAGCUCCUGUUGCUUGGUCCCUGCUCCUGCCAACCUAGCAGUUUGUAAGCAUGUCAAGUGCAAGUAGAUAAACAGGUACCACUCCGACAGGAAGGUAAACGGUGUUUCCAUGCGCUGUUCUGGUCUGCCAGAAGCAGCUUAGUCAUGCUGGCCACGUGACCCGGAAGCUGUACGCCGGCUCCCUUGGCCAAUAAAGUGAGAUAAGCGCCACAACCCCAGAGUCGUCCGCGACUGGACCUAAUGGUCAGGGGUCCCUUUACCUUAUCCCCAAAAUAAACCAAGCCACCACGUGUAAGUGCUCUUACCACAAAGGUUAUGAAUGAUUUUAGACAGUUCAGUGCGAGAAAAUACUUCAGAUUUUCUUUAAAGGAAGACUCAAGAGGAGAUAAGAGUGUCAUUUGUUUUGUUUUUUUGUUUUUUGACAGUUUAAUAGCUUCACAUUGGUCUGUGAUUAGUUCAGAAUCUUUUCCUCUGUAUUUUAAUUGUCACUAUCCAUGGGCGAGAAAACAUGCAACAGCCCUGUCUCUCCAUGAGGGCUCAUCACCACUAAAGACACUAUCCUUUUAAAGAACACUUACAGAUCACCCAAGAUGUCUGUUGCAACAGAAAUUGUCUUGCUCCUCCCAUCCCUACCAUUCUAUAAACUCCCCCCACCCUCCCGCUCCCCCCUUUCUGCAGCGGAGCCAUUCCUGGUUGUCGUAAAGAAGGCUGUGGUUCAUAUUCCCUGUGGACUAUGUCAGUGGCAAGAGCUUCUGGGAUCCUGUCCCCCAACACAGAAAAGUAGAUGCGGUCAAGGUUGUUCCUUUUUCUACCUGGGAUGAAUUUAGGGAGGAGAUGCAGCUGAAGAGGCCAGUUAAAUGAAAGAACAACAUGACAAGACGGACGAGAGGGAGAUAACAGAGGGUAAUAUUGGUUGCCAACCCGAAACAUCCCCCGAGAUUUCUCUCCAAAGGUCUCCAAAUACUCAGGCGAUACUAGCAAGCAAAGAAUCACAACACCCCACCAGGUUAGGGUGUUUUCUUUUUAUUCCUAUUGUACAGCUGGGGAAACAGAAAGCACAAGGUGGCACAGCAUGCCCAAAUAAGGUCCCAAGGGGGAAAAAACCCCUCCAAAGUCUUCAGUUCACCUAUUUGCGUUGGCCAUCAGACAGCCCUCUGUGGAAGGGGAGCAAAACCAUAGGGAGAGCAAUGGAGAAAUAUACCAUGGCAGCAAAAGUAGAGGAAUCAGGACACAUGGGCAGAAAUGCAAAAGAUGCUAACAUUUUUUUAUAUUUUUUUCUUUUGCAUAGAGAAUAUUUUCCCCCAUUCAAUUUUUUUUGUGUGUUUUUCUUUCCCUGCCUUUUCAAUUUUUUUGUUUAGGUUUUUUUAUUUUAUUAAAAAAAGAGAGUAGUGGUAAAGUCAACCACUUUUUUGGGGGGGGGGCUGCUGGAGGUUGCCAGGGAAAAGGCCUUGUCAGGCUUGUUUGUUCCCACAGAGUCCGAGUUUGUGCUGUGCUUUAUUGAACACAGAGCUUUGUUUUCAGUGAGCACAAUGCGAUUCGAACAGUACAGACGGUGCGUUCUUUUAUCUACACGAUGAGGUGAGCCUGUUUCAAUCACUAGCAUGAUGAAGAUGGAGAAUGGGCUUAUAUACAAGAGGAAUUGCCUUCACAUUACAAACAUCAUCUUCCUACAAAGCAGCAAAUUUCCCCCCGCAAAUAACAAAAUAUUAAAUAAUUUUUGCAUUUCCCGCAUUGUCCAGUCCAGUUGAAUCUAUAUGAAUAUUGAUGGUUGUCUUCCGUAGAAUAUCAUCACGUAAAUCCCCCUUGUCAGUUACUAAACUUAACUAUAAUACUGCUUUACAAUGCAGCCCACCAACUGUAACUCAAAACAGCAGGGGCCAACACAAGAAAUUCUUUGGCAAAUGUAAUACACAUUUGCAGGUGGCUCUUCAGAAGACAAGGUGGAAAGACUAAGACUCAGCCUAGUAGUCCUUUGCAUAGGAUGUUCCAAAUAGAAUUGCUUACUCUCUUUAUGAUCAUGCCAGGCCAAAUCAAAAUCAAGGUAACAUUAUCUAUGUCAGCGGGCCCCAAAUCAAGCCAGUGGCUAUGGACAGACACAUAUUCCCCUUCUUUUCUACCAGUGUAAGUAAAAGACCAUGACUAAUCUCAGUUGCAUCUUCCUUUAUUUGUGUUUUCCUGUUCUUAUACUCUUGCUUUUCUGGGCUAGCCAAAGUUGGGGCUUCAAGGACCUAACAAGUUUUCAGUUGACCCAGUUAGCUAUUUUCCUUCCCGGACAUUCUGGGGUACAUUUAACACUAGUCAAAUGGGCAAUAGUACAUGUGCCGUUCCCCAAACAGAGUCAUAAAUACAGGCAUGAGCAACUGGUGUGUAUGUGUGUGUUUAAAUUGUUGAGCGAUGUAGGGACCCUAGCUGGAUAAAGCUGAAUUUGGGAUGAGGUUUGAGGAAGCACUGAAAGUUUCUAUUUGCCCAAUAUUUCUUUGUGUGCACUGGAUGAGAUAAAAAAGCAGGUAUAUUUACAGAAUGAUUUCCUGCUACAACCUUAUAAUUUGGGGGUGUUAAUGGCAUACAGUAUAUAGCACAGAUGUGGAUAUAGGUAACUUCCGUAGGCCUGGAACAUAAAAGCUUGUUCUUGUGAGUGUCUGUGACAAGCAAACAAUUGUUUGAAUCAUCUCAGACAAAUAUAGGUGAAUUAAAAGAGAGUUGGUCAAUUCACCUGGGGCAAGCAGGUUACAGAGAAAAAUGGAAAGGCGCCAUUGGAAUUCCUGGCGAUCAACAUGCUUUGUUGAUCCCUAUAAAAGGGGUUUAUAAAGCAAAAGUAUUGCCCCAAAUACAGAGAUCUCUUAUUUCCCCUCGGAUAUGGCAAUUUAGAAAAAGAAAACAGGGCUAAAAACCUUCUGCUUUACACUAGUUUGAAAUUUGGUCCGCACUCUGCCAUCUGGAGAUGUAAACUGGAGGAGGAUGUUGUGUUCGCCCCAUGAAUGCUUUCCCUUUCCCCUGUUGAUAACUGCUCACCACAUACCAGAUUUAUGAAAUAUAAAAUGUGAGCAAAUUUUGUUCUGCCAUCUUCUGCUUAAAUGUCACCCUUCACAGCCAACCCUGCUGCAAAUUCCACAUGCAAAAACAAUGUCUGUAAACCAUCAGUUAAUGCAGAUGUGCCUUUCUGCAUGAAAUGGCUCCAAUCUGCAUGUUUAUUUUUGAUCCUGGCAUUUUGAGAGUUUGCAUAAUUUGGGAUUUUUUAACCAUAGGAUAUUUCAUGGUGUGGUCGCAAGAGGAGACGAGCGCUGCUUACGGAACUUAAAGCGGAUGCCAAGAUAAGAGGAUGGAGAGUGAUGCAGGAUCCCACCUCUCUGCUGCAGCAACCUUUUAUAAGAACGGUAACUGCGUGUUUUCAUCUAUGGGUCCACAAAGACAGGAAAUUAGCCUUAAAAUUAAAAAAGAGUGAACUUCUUAGAAAUCCAAAUUCUGCUCAGUUUUUAGGCAUGCAGAAACAAGGAAAUGAACAGCCCCCAGGAAUAGGGAAGCUGCUGCGCUGA